CAUCCGUCCAAGUUUACCAUCAAUUAGCCUUGUAAUGUGAGAAAGUAUAUAUUAGUAAUGGCAGCUGGUAACAGCACAACUGCAGCCCCAUCGUUACUGGAUCUUUUUAACCAACAACCACAAUGUAAUAAACCUUCACAAACUGGAUGUGUCGAUCUUGGAAAUACGACGUGUUUUGGUUCCGAUCUCCCAUAUUCACAAACGUCAUUUGAACUGGUUACUGAUGCUGAUACAUUGGCUGGUGUAAAAGAAAAGUUGCUGCUUUGGUCAGGCAUCCGCGCAGUACCUCUAUGCUGGGAUGCAAUCCAACCUCUUCUAUGCUCCGUGUACUUCCCUGAAUGUGGAGAAAACAAAAUUCAACUUAUUGAUCGCAAAGUUUGCCAAGCCACCAGACAACCAUGUAAAAUAGUGGAGGUUGAAUAUGGGUGGCCAGAUUUCCUAAGAUGUGAUAAUAAUGAUGUUUAUGCAGAUCAAUGUGAGUCUCCAUCCACAAAGUUGUUAAAAUUCAAUGCAUCUGGAUGUGAACCCCCACUAAUGGCAACAACUAACCCUGCCUCAUAUUAUGAUGGUGUAGAUGGCUGUGGCUUGCAAUGUAUGAACCCAUUAUUUAAUGAACAACAACAUGUUGAUAUGCAUGUGUUCAUUGCUGUGUUGGCAGGGUUGACUUGCAUAUGUACUUUAUUUGCGAUGCUUUCAUUCUUUGUUGAUUGGAAAAACUCGAACAAAUACCCGGCCCGUAUUAUAUUCUACAUCAACUUGUGUUUCUUCAUGGCUUGCAUUGGGUGGUUGGCUCAAUUCUUCUCCGAUGCCCGAAAUGAGAUUGUGUGUAGGAGAGAUGGAACAAUGAGGUUGGGGGAACCUGUUGGAACAGGUGAAUCCCCAUCUUGCAUAGUCAUCUUUGUGUUGGUUUAUUUCUUCUUGAUGGCCGGCAUUAUAUGGUUUGAUAUCCUCUCAUAUUCGUGGUUUAUUAUGUACAAGGCACUCAAUACACGCAAAGAUCCGCUUGUAGGGAAGACUCGCAAGUUCCACCUAGCGGCGUGGUGCAUCCCGUUUGUGUUGGUACUUGCUUGUCUUGGAGUAUCGCAGGUUGAUGGAGAUUCUAUGAGUGGAAUAUGCUUUAUUGGAUACAAGAAUCAUAUGUACAGAGUUGGGUUUCUGUUGGUCCCUGUCGGUCUUGUUUUGUUCAUUGCUGGUUUUUUCCUUCUUCGAGGAUUAGCUGCGUUAUUCUCAUUGAAGAACCAACAAUCUGGAUUGUUAAGUGACAGUGCUGUAUCGAAGAUAACGUGGACCAUGGCUAGAAUAGGUAUCUUUACUUUGAUUGCAUUUGUGUUCGUAUUCAUCACGUUUGCCGUCCAUGUUUAUGAGUUGACGCAUCAAGCUCCAUAGAUUGACGGGCCGCAGUUGAAACAGAAAUCAAAACCGAUCCAAAAUAAACGAAACACAAAGUUUAAGAGCCAUGAUGACACGUUUAUCGGAACUUCUCCAUAUAACUACAGACUGGAUCAACCGAAGCAACAAAUUAAAGUUAACGACAACGACGUCGGGGCUGUUUUUCAACCACCAGGUGUCCUACCUACCCUCCCUGAAUAAACCUUGCCAUAGAUAUCUUAUAAACUGCACAAUUGCCAUAGAUAUCAUAAUCAUUGUUUAACGUUGGGGUAAUUAGCCAAUUCUGGCCUAAAUCUCAUGUCCCAUGGCAUGCCAUACUGUACAACCUCACCCAUUCAUAUAGAAUUGUUUAUGGAACCUAAAUUAAUAUAUUGAAGCAAUGGUUUGCAAAGUAAUAAAUUUCCUAAAGAGCUUUAUUAGACUGAUGAAAUUACACAAGUUUCUGUACAUUUACCUUGUAAAUACUUUUCUACCUGUCGCCUUUUACCACAACUGCCUUUUAUACUAUCUCUAUUUACCGGUACUGCCUAAAUGCUUUUUCUAUAGUGCCAAUUGAAUCGUCCAAACCAAUAUUUUAUACUAUCUCCAUGGUGCAGUUAUUAAUCAUUUUCCGUCCCAAUGUUUUGAUGCAGUUUUAUUAAUAAUGCAAUCAUUAUAACUUCUAUAACUUUGUUUUACAAAGUCUAAAAAGUAUUUGUUUGUAAGUUGUAACACAAGUUUAGUAUUCAACAUUUUAUACGAGUGCUUCUCAACCCCUGGGUCACCAUUUGAUUCAAAUACCACAGUGGUCCACAAAGCUUGUUAAAAUUUAAAUUUUAAGUUUACUGAAAAAUUAUGAAGUGGAGUUUUGGAAAUUCGUCUGCCAAGGAUUUGCUUUAAAUUUGUGUUGAAUAUUUGGGUCACAAGGUUGAGAAGCAUUGCUUGUGUUUGCAUGCGGUAAACUUUGAAGUAGAAACCAAAGAAGCAAACUUGAAAUAAAGCUGAACAUAAAGUUUGUGCAGUA
Molecule: messenger RNA, 2392 nt
Organism: Ciona intestinalis (vase tunicate)
Lineage: Eukaryota; Metazoa; Chordata; Ascidiacea; Phlebobranchia; Cionidae
Source: RefSeq